CCGCUUGCCUCCGCUCCCCGGCCCUCCGGCCGCUUCCCGCCUUCCCCCGUCCCGCCCCGUCCAGCCCGGGCUGCCCGGCUCCCGCAGGCCCCCGAGCCGCCCGCGUUCCUAUGGACAGACGCACAGACACCUGCAGGAAAGACACUGCUGAUCCUGUAACAUGGAGGAUUGCCUUCAUACCUCAUCUGAGAAUCUGUCCAAAUUGGUCAGCUGGGCCCACAGCCAUGGGACCAUUUGCAGCCUCAUCCCAAACCUGAAACACUUGCUUUCCGAAGGUUCCCAUGGGAACCUGACAGCAAUGUGGGGCUGUAGUGCUGGCCAUGCUUACCACUGGCCACUGACAGCUACUUGCCGAGCUGGGUCCCAAGAAAGGGUCUGUUUCCAGGAUAACAGAAGUUUUAACUCUGAUAGUCCUAGUAUAAUCGGAGUGCCCUCUGAGACACAAACUAGCCCUGUUGAAAGGUAUGCUGGGAGACCAGUGAAAGCAAAGCUAGACUGUAAUCGGACCAGAGACUCUUGUGACUUCUCUUAUUGCAGUGAGCCCUCAGAACUGGAUGAAACUGUUGAAGAAUAUGAAGAUGAAAACACUCUGUUUGACAUGGUUUGUGAGUCUUCUGUUACAGAUGAGGAUAGUGACUUUGAACCCCAAACUCAAAGGUCUCAAAGCAUUGCUCGAAAAAGGCCUGGAAUAGUCCCAUCUUCUCUCCAUUCAAGUUCCCAGGCUCAGAUGGUUGAUGAAUGCAGCAAUGAUGUCAUCAUUAAGAAAAUCAAACAGGAGAUUCCUGAAGAUUAUUACAUUGUGGCAAAUGCAGAACUGACUGGUGGAGUAGAUGGACCAGCUCUGUCGCUGACACAGAUGGCAAAGCCCAAGGCUCAAACUCGUGCUGGUCCUUCCUGUGUAGGGUCUGCUAAGCUGAUUCCCCAUGUAACAUCUGCCAUCGGCACAGAGCUAGACCCACAUGGUGUGUCUGCAUCCCCCUCUGUGAUGUCCAGACCAAUUGUCCAGAAGUCUGCCAGGGUAUCUCUGGCUUCUCCAAACAGAGGACCCACUGGUGCCCAUGGCACCAACCAGCAGGUGGCCAUACAGAUGCCUGUGAGCACAUCCCAUCCUAACAAACAGAUCAGUAUCCCUUUGUCUGCCCUGCAGCUGCCUGGACAGGAUGAGCAAGUUGCUUCUGAAGAGUUCCUGUCUCAUCUGCCCAGCCAGGUCUCCUCCUGUGAGGUAGCUCUUUCUCCUUCAGUUAACACAGAGCCAGAAGUGAGCUCCAGUCAGCAGCAGCCCCCAGUCGCUCCAACUAUAACCACUGAGGCCACGGCACAGUGCAUACCAGCCUAUUCUACUAAGCUCAACAAAUUUCCUGUAUUUAAUAUUAAUGAUGACUUGAAUGAUCUGUGUACCAGUGCAGUAAGCCCAAAUACUACCAAAGCCACGCGGUAUGCCCUGAAUGUGUGGCGAUACUGGUGCAUGACCAACGGGCUCAAAGAUCACACAGACAUCACCAAGAUCCCUGCAGUGAAGUUGAACGAGCUGCUCGAGAACUUUUAUGUCACCGUUAAGAAGAGUGACGGCUCAGACUUCCUGGCCACCUCGCUCCAUGCCAUUCGCCGAGGCCUGGACCGCAUCCUGAAGAACGCGGGUGUGGGCUUUUCCAUAACCAGCAGCACCUUCAGUUCUUCCACCAAGAAACUCAAGGAGAAGCUGUGGGUGCUGAGUAAGGCAGGGAUGUCAGGUGCCCGUUCUCGCAAUAUCAUCUACUUCUCCCUUUCUGAUGAGGAGGAGAUGUGGCAGGCAGGGUGUCUAGGGGACGACAGCCCUAUCACUCUCCUGUCCACCGUGGUCAAGUACAACAGCCAGUACCUGAAUAUGCGGACGCUGCAGGAACAUGCAGAUCUGAUGUAUGGGGACAUCGAGCUACUCAAAGACCUGCAAAACCAGCCCUAUUUUGCCCGGACAGACAGUGUCAAACGGGAGAGUCGGAGUGGUUCCACUAGAGUGUGUCAUGGGAAGAUCUACCACGAACAUUCCAGGGGGCACAAACAGUGCCCUUACUGCCUCCUCUACAAGUACAUGUACAUCCAUCGGCCACCCACCCAAAUGGAGACCAAGUCCCCUUUCUACCUUACUGCCAGGAAGGAGGCCACAGACACAGACAGUGUGUGGUCUCCAGGAGGCUGGGCUCCCACAGCUGCUGCCAGUGAGAACUCCCUGGGCCCAGGCCGGUGCCCCGCACACCCUGACAGGCGAGGGCUCCCUCUGGCAGCCACAGCCAGAGCUCCCGGGUGGCAGGGGAUGGCCACGAGGUCAUGGUCAGGCUGGCCUGCGUCAGUGGUGACCUGCUAUUUCUUUACUUUGGGUUUGUUUUUUAACUGCAAGUAGAUGAGUCUGAAUAAUUAGGAUGUUUUAGCCAAAUGUGUGUCACCUUUGUUAAAUUACACAAUCUAAUACAGUGUAUAAUUGCUACCUACACAAGAGUGAGGAAGUUCAUUUUAUCUAGUGCCUUUUUAGCACAGAUUUUCUCAAAAAAAGAAAAAGAAAAAAAACUGUUUAAGUAGUCAUUUUUUUAAAAUCCCGGUAGCCUAGUAGCUUUAGAAUGUUACAAAGACUCUACCCACUUUGUUGAAUUACACUCACAAAAAGGAACCAGAAAGAGAAAGACAUGUUAAUAACUAUUUUCAGGAGAGAAAUUGCACUUGACACUCUUCAUAUUUUAUUGAUGGUUAACUUGGUUCUACAGAGCCAGCAGCCUCACUUGAUGGCAGAUGAUCAAGUUGCACCCAGUCAUGCUGACAGAGAGGCAGGGGGCUGCUCUGACCACUCUCAGCACUGGGAGGAAUUUGAUCUCUGCAUCCAUGGAGACCAUUUUAUGAAAAAAGAUGAAUGCACCAAAAGAUGUUCGUGAAAACAAGGUUUCCAGUGAACUAGAUGAUUGGUACUAUGAGGGAAUUUCCUGUAGCAAAAGUGGCUUGGAAAAAGCAAUCUGUGAUCAAAAUGUGAAAACCUCCUGAAGAAGUGCCUACAUUUUAUUUCUCAGCGUCACGUGAAAUCUGUUUCUGUUCAAACAUUUUUCAGAGCUUUUUCUUAUCUGUUCUUUGUGUUACACAGUUGUCCUGUUAGCACAUGGCAUGGGGUCUGUAAAACAACAGAAGGUAAUGUUCAGGCUUACGUUUUCAGGGCAGUCCAACAGAACCAGCUGCAAAGGGCUCCCAAAAUGUGUUUACUAAAAAGCUUUGAAAUAUUUUUGUUCAAGUAUGACUUUUUCAGCCACAAUAAAUGUCAUCAUUGUAGGUUGGCACCAGUGCUUGGGACAUGAGGACGUAGGCAACCCACCAGGUAAGCAAACUCGGCAUGGAGGACAUAGCUGUAAAACCAAGAGCAUCAUGAUAGGUUAUUGAUGCAGUUUAAAGUCAUUUCACUCCGGUAAAACUCAACCUGACGACACGUUAUGGAGACGUCAUCAGAAUUUUCUAGUAACCGCUCUUAAUGAUAAGUAAAAAAGGAGCCCAAAGAAUGCUGAGAAUAUAAUUUCUAAGGAACUUUAUUUUAUAUUUGAGGAAAGACUGCUACAGCUUUAUAUCAUUAUGUUCCUUUGUGUGCUUUCUAGUAGAAAAUUAAGAUUCCAAUAUAAAAUUCAUGUUGUGGGAGUCCUAAAAGCAGUGCUAUUUCUUUUUCAAAAUCAUAUUUUAGUAUUUAUUUUGAUUCACUGUUUUAAAAGUCAUUCACUGGUCACUGAAAUAUGUAAUACUUCCUUUCCUGAACAAGACUCAACCGAUGCUGCCUUAAGGUUUAAUGUUGUUCUCGUUUUAGUGAUUGCAUAUUUACUAUUUUGUUUACUAGUUGAUCUUUCCUGAAAAUAGAUUAAUUCUGGAAUGUUCCCAUCUGUAUAUAAAUAACAGGUAAUAUUUUAUAAUUAGUGCUAUGGCUUAAUAUUGCAUUCUGUUCUAUUGUAGUUUCCUAUAGUGAUUUUAGGCUUUAAUUAAAAAGAGACACCAUUCACUAAGGACAGUUUCCUUUAAGCUUGCUAAACACCCAAAGGAUAUUCUGUUUGUGGAAAGCAGAUGGUCAUUUUCUUGUCAGUUCUGCACUUCAACAGAAAAAUAAUCUAUGCUUACUAUUGAGUAGGGUCUACAGAUUAAUUAAACAAAGCUUCCAUUUUAAUUUUAAAUAGAUUUAAAAAGAAACUGCCAUUAGGAAUCACUGGGGUCUUUUCAGAAUUUUAACACUUCCAGAAGUAGCAAUAACUGACCCAGAGGUUUUAAUCUUUCUGUUUUUCAUAGUGUCUUUUUGUCAGCUGAAUAGCCAUCCCUGACUCAAAUUUGUUGCUUAUCAGCCUAUUGAAUAUACUGUAAAUGCCCAGAGUUCUGAAGUGGAUGAUUAUAUUUAAAAAUCUGGAGAUAGAAUCUUCAGUGAUAUCUGAUGGAUUGAAAGAAUUGUAUCUCAGCAUCCUAGAUGCUGUUCAUUACAUGCCUCCUUGGGGAAUGGGAGUGAGAAGGAAGACACAUUGGUCAGCUGCUACUCUGAGACCCACUGUAGCAGGCACUUUGUCUAUUCUGUAUUUGUGCGUAAAAGUGUAUGUGUGUAUGUAUACACACAUUUUAAGUUUAAAUGUGGUAAUGCCUAGUAAACUUGCUAAAAUGGCAAAGCACCCAUCCAUCUAUACGGCCAUGUCUGCUCUCAGAGGGUCUGCAGGGGAGGCCAGAGUUUCUCAUUCCCUGGCAUUCAGCAAAGGCAGUUGUUCUCUUUCCAGCUGCUCUAAUCCACUCCCCCCCUGGGGGACCCCAUGAUUUUCUACCCUGGGCCUAAACCAGGAAAAAGGAGAAUCCCAAGGGAAGGAAACAGGGAGGUUAAGAGCAUUUUCUCCACUCACCUUUAGUUUUGGGUUCUUUUUUUUUUUUCCCCCCAAGUGGGAAUGCUUUCAGGAAUUUGCAAGCUCAUGUAGGCACAAAUUGCGUCUAUCUCUGUGUGAGGGAAGGCAGUGCUGCCAGUGUUAUGAUGGGACCUGUGGAGGCCUUGGGGCGAGCGCCUGCCCUCCACAACUCCGCAUCUGCUCUCCACUGAGCCCUGCCAGCUUGGUGUCCCCUCGCCAGCAUCUCACAGGUUUUGCCUUAGAAGUUUGUUCCAGCAGAGAUGAUAGGGCGUCAGCUUCAGGGGUGUGAUUCGGUUAAAUAUAAAGGGUUUAGCACAACACAAUGCACAUAGCACACAUGCAGCAAAUGUUAGCAAGUUUAGUCACAACUUUUGCUAAUAGUAGUACUUGGUAUUAUUCAACUAACUUGCAUUACACCACUUAUUUCUUCCAUUAUGGAGAUUCCCUCUCCUUUAAACUGUUAAACUUGAAGAAGAAACCAAACCUGAUGAUCUGGUCACAUUUAUACCCAUAAAUUCUACCUCCAACACAGCCAAGCCCUGAUACCUCAGAUAUUAAGCAAAAACAAGUGAAGAAUGGAGAUGCCGUUGAGGCUUUCUGAGGAAGCUUUUGUACUGUUUAGUGUGUUCAAAACAGGAAAUAUCAUGGAAGAAUUUAACCAAAGUUUUUAAAGAAAUGGUGUUGUUAGUCAUGUGGCAUUUUUCCAGCUUUCCUUGGAGUAUAUGCAGCCCUGACUGAUAAAUCUGUUUGAGGAAAUGUGGAAUGCUGUUAACUUUGAUUUUUAUUUUAAUUCAACCUUAUUAAAAGCACCAGGCACUAUACCACUCCCUCGGCAUGCUCAUAUCAGCCAUUGGGAGAAUCUGGUCAUAAAUACAUGCUCAGGUUUUUUACUUUCAUUUUCUAAUUUUGGUGUUGAGGAUUUGUACAGUCUUUAGGCUAAAACACCCUCAUACCAAAGCAUACCUGUUUAGUCAUUUGUUUUCUGUUCUUCUUUUCUUUAUCAGAGCACAUUUCUUUUCUGCUUUGAGUCUUAAAAAGCAAUAGGUUGUAGAUAACUCUGAGAUCAUGUCGUCCUCAUUUUACCAAUAAAGAAAUGAAACACAGGGAUAUUGAAGGGUCCGUCCAAGGUCAGUAAGACAAUAAGUAAUAGAUUCAGGACUAGAAAAUUAAUCCAGAACUCUUUCCUCUAUACCAGAGCUGGGAAGAUUUCAAUUCUUAAAAACUAAUCAGUGAACUGCAUCUGGCAGAAAGACAUCUGGCUAGCACCGCCCCCAGUGAGCUCCUACCUUCCCAGAAAAACCAUUCAUAAAGAUCCAGAAGAAGGCCAAAUCUUGAUGCGAGAAUACAGAAGGAAUUGAUACAAUUAAUGAGGCUUAUGGAAGUAAAGUGAGGCAAAACCUUCCAGGUUGUAGGUCAGUGUUUUCUCUGGCUUCUCUCCAUGAAACCAAGACCCUGUGAAAUAAAAAUAUUUUAAAAUAGUCAGUACAUGUUCUCCUCACCAACCAUGUCUACCUCCUUAGCAUCCGAGCUCCCAACCCAGAGAAAUAACUGGUUGAUUCUUCCUCUUAGCCAGGUGACAUGCCACGAAGUAAAAUGCUCUCUCUCCCCUUCUCUUCCUUCUCCCUACCCCUCUUGCUCUUUUUUCAGUCCAGAACUCCAAAUCCUAGGGCUGGCACAUGAGCAGGAAGCAGAGAGGAUCUACUAGAGACAUAGCACAUUCAGAGAAAAGUGCUGGAUAGGGGAGGGCAGCAACAAUAAGUUACUAGGGAGCAGAACAUGUACAUAUUCUGCUGAUUUUUCAUGUACUGGUUCAGAGACCCAAACAACCAGAUAUAGGAAGGAAAAGGAUACCACUUUUACCAAAAAAAAGUGUUAAACUAGAAAUUGGAUUAGAAAAUAUGCACAUCUCCUUAUCAUCACCCUGUAUCUGAAAGAGGGAUCUGACGAACUCACAAGUGGACAGAUAGCAUAACCAGGGGUGGUGAAUACUGGGUCCGGGAAGAAAGGAUGACAUUUAAGCAUGAGUAUAGAGAAAAAACAAAAUGUGGAAUAUAAAAAGUGACUGAACCAAGGAAAAGGAACAGCUUCCAGAACAUUUGAGAAUGAAAAGAAACAAGACAAUUUUAGGAUUCUUUUUGUCAUAAUUGAAAGAAAGGAAGAAUGGCUUCUAUACAGCAGUAGUUAUCUUAAAAUGGGAAUGGGUUCAGAGAAAAAGGCAAUACAGUAAGAUGAAAAAGAAGAUUAGUAAGAAGGACUUCAAGGAUGUUAACAACACAACAUCCAAUUAAAAUCCACCCUGGAAGCAGAAAAGAGCAAUACGGAUGUUUAAAAAGCCCAAAUCAGUAAUGUGAAGGAAAAAUGAGAUUUUUUUCCUAAUGCUCUUUCAAAAGAAGAGAUGAAAAUAAUGGGGAAUAAUAAUGCAUUUGGAAGACGGAACAUUAGCUAACGUUACUGACAUUUGCUUUCCUGAUGGAAAGACUAUAUUGAGAAAAAAAUAUAAUAAGACUAGAGAAAUGAAAUCUUUCCUGAACAGAAUGAAAAUUUGUGUGUGUAGAGUGAAAGGAGUUACUGCAUUCCAGGCAAAAAAAAAAAAAAAAAGGAAAAACCCCUGCACCUAAGUACCUCUGGUAUAAUUUUUAAACUGCCAAGGAUAGAGAGUAAAAAAUCCUGCAGGCAUCCAGUCAGAAAGUUACAAGUUGCCUAUCAGAAAAUGAAAAAGCAUCCUGGCUUCAUACUUCCACUCUAUACCACCAAAUGCUAGGAAACAAUGGGGAAUUUUGAGGGGAAAAAUUGUGACUUUGGAAUUUGGUACACAUUUUACAUGUGAAGAUAACCAAAAGUAUAUUUAGUUAUGACAAGCAUGCAGGCAACAAACCAUCUAUGUACUAUUCUUAUAAAUUGUACUGCAGCCUACAAAGUUUGGUUGAAAAAAAUUUUUUUUAGCUUAAUAUGAAAAUUUCCAGAGACUCUGGGGCAUUAAACAUCAUAUCAUUACCCACUGGAAGAAGGAUAUGUGUACCUAGAUAAUAUGGCUAGAAGCCACAUAUCUAAAAGCGCCCGAAGUCCCCAUAUGAAUGAGCUAAACUAAUGCAAGAAGAUGAACUUAAAAGUCAUUACCAAUCACAGCAUCAUAUUUAUUCAUUUUGAUUACUGACGUAAUGCAUGAUCAAUAUAGAUAGAAACUUCAGAUAUAUUUUUCACAAAAUUUAAAUUUGAUUUAAAUCUUGGGUUCCCCCUCCCAGUUGUAACACUAUCCUGAAGGAUCCCUUGCUUCCAAGAAAAGGCAAGGGGUCUCUAGCUGUUUGGGGGUCUGAUAGCCUAGACUAGAGCUUUUUGAGGCCAUCCAUGUGCUUCUCCACUUGUCUCAAAUUCAGAACCACAGGUGCAAAAUUAGAGAUCAGGAACAGCGAAGCUUGUUUUAGAAUGCAAGUGCAAGGGAAGUUCAAUUUCAGCAGGGGCGCAUGGCUGGCCAAUGGCAGGGAGGGUGCUUUCCUUGGCCAUCCUUGAAGUUUUAUGGAACUAUGUUUAAAUUCAGAUAUUAAGGAAAUAAAAGAAGACAAAGAAAACAAAUUACUUCUGGAGUCUAACAAGGUCAGUGUCAGAACCAAAGCUGGGUUGUUCAUUGUGCUUUUCAUUUGCUCACACUAGAAGGACUUGGAAACACACAGGAAUGCCGAGUGUCAUUGGCCUUAAUGCACAGUUGCUUCCUGGCUGUGUAAAGGUUUUAUCUGUGCCCAAGUCAUCUUGCAAUUUAAACUCUCAACACCACCAGCACAUCUGCUUUAGAUUUAGCAAUAGAAUAACUAAUGGGUUGCUUUGCAUUUGCUUAGUUUUCCAUUGUGAAGCACAAGCAAACCUCUUACAGCUGGACAGAGCAUCUUCUGGACAGGUUCCAAGUGUAACCUUUCCCAGGUCUCCUCCUGCUUGGCUGUGACUGACAAAGUCUGUUCCCUUUAACUAUUUAAAUAAGAAACUCAAUGCUUUUAUUUAACACUUUAGUAUUUUCUAUGUGGCUGUAUGUUCCAAAUAAUAGCAACAAAACUGUUUCCAAGUGUUUUCACUGUUCUGAAUGUAUUAGUUGUUUUUCUUUUAAUGUAGAGGAGAAUAUCCAUAACUUCUUAACACUGGAAACAUCAUUCUGAAUGAUAAAGGAAAUUGUCAGUAAUGUGAGUGGUUUUACUGUACCAUUUUCAACUUUUCCUUUCCCUCCCCACUGAUGCCUGCACAUAUACACAUAUCGCAUAUGCAUGUGGUGGCACAAGUGUGGGAAAGAACGUGGAGCAUCUGUUUUCUGUCAUCGAGUGUCAGAGUUGGAAGGGAUUUUCUUGUUCAUCUAGUCCAGCUCUCAAGUUGAUGAUCUGUUCGAGUUUGUUAACAAUUUGCAAGGUUCUAGGUUUUUUCAAAAGUUGUUGUUUGGUUUGUUUAUGUACCUGCAGCUUGACUGUUUAACCCAGAUUUUUGAGAAUAAAAAAUAAAAAAGUAAUGUAUA
Molecule: messenger RNA, 9354 nt
Organism: Manis pentadactyla (Chinese pangolin)
Lineage: Eukaryota; Metazoa; Chordata; Mammalia; Pholidota; Manidae
Product: KIAA1958 ortholog
Exons: 5
Coding region: 161-2377 (738 amino acids)
Source: RefSeq, a predicted model, not a curated record